Manis javanica (Malayan pangolin) is the source of this 5177-nucleotide messenger RNA. It is a transcript of the gene SCML4, whose product is annotated as Scm polycomb group protein like 4. Gene Ontology annotation, molecular function: chromatin binding; histone binding. Lineage: Eukaryota; Metazoa; Chordata; Mammalia; Pholidota; Manidae. Gene Ontology annotation, cellular component: nucleus. The record is from RefSeq and is a predicted model, not a curated record. Gene Ontology annotation, biological process: negative regulation of DNA-templated transcription.
AAUGUUGGCAACACGCAUCCUGACAAUUGUGACAUAAUUCAGGUUAUUACAAGGAUGCAACUAUCAAAGCAGCAGAAGCGUCAUUACCUGCAGCUCAUGUCGGCAGAAGGCUACGCUGCACAUUUCUCUUGGCUGGGCUGCUGGGAGGAAGGAAACAUGAGACACACACACACAUGCCUCGCUUUCUGCAUGUAAAAUGUGUGUGUGGUUUAAAAGCCAGUGGUUGGCUGGUUUUCCGGACAUGAUGUGGUUGAAGCUGUCACCGUAAUGGAAAUUCAUCGCUGUAGCUAUGUAAAUCGGGUUUUCUGCCCGUGCUGAAUGCAUUAGUCCUCCUGAGAUGUUUGCAGCCGGAGAGCAGGGCUGCUGCAGACUAACUGUGAGCUGCUAACACACGGGUGGAAGAUUAGCUUUUGUAAUACUCGGGUUGCAUGUACCGAAAGUCAUCCAUCUUCUGAGUCAACAUUCUCGGCCUGGUAAAGCACCUGAGCAGGGCUCCGAACCAGCAUAGCACCUCUCCUGCUGUGAGAGAUUUGUUUCUUCCUCCUGCAAGACUGGCACCAGCAGAAAUGCAGUCUCCGAGGGUCCCGGGGAGGAAGCGAGGCCGGCCCCCUCUGCACUCGACGCCUGUGAGGAUGGCAGUUCAUAACCUGUAUUCUGCUUCAGCUGAUUCUUUACCAGCAGUGAAGACCCCAAAGAAAAGGGGGCGGAAACCUGGGCACAAGCUCAAGGCCCGGGUUCUCAUGACCCCUGUAGCCCUCUCACCUCCGCGGAGCACCCCAGAGCCCGACCUGAGCUCCUUCCCUCAGGAUGCAGCCACCAUUCCGCGCUUGGCAGCCCCACAGGCCCUCACAGUCCGCCUCUACAUCAAUAAGCAGGCUGACGCGGGGCCGUACCUGGAGAGGAGGAGGGUGCGGCAGCUCCCCGAGCAUUUCGGGCCCGAGAGGCCGUCGGCCGUCCUGCAGCAGGCCGUGCAGGCGUGCAUCGACUGCGCCCACCAGCAGAAGCUGGUCUUCUCCCUGGUCAAGCAGGGCCACGGUGGGGACAUGGUGUCAGUUUCGGCCUCCUUCGACGGGAAGCAGCACCUGCGGAGUCUGCCCGUGGUGAACAGCAUCGGGUACGUCCUCCGCUUCCUUGCCAAGCUGUGCCGAAGCCUCCUGUGUGAUGGCCUCUUCAGCCACCAGCCCUUUGCCAGAGGCUCCAGGGCCUCCGAGGAAGCCCGGGGGAAGCAGGAGGGCACAGAGGCAGCAAAAACAGUCACCACUGAGGAAUACCUGGUGAGCCCUGUGGGCAUGAGCCGCUACAACAUGGACCCCUCCGCCUCCGCCUUUAGCCACAGGGGCUCCUUGCCCACCUCGUCCGUGCUGUACUGCAAGAGGCAGAACUCUGGAGAUGGACCCCUUGGGGGGUGCCUGGCCACCACUGCUGGUGGUCCCCUCACCAGCUCCCUGUCCUCUGGAGGCCCCUUGGCACCUGGGCUGAGGCCCCCAGGCUCCAGCACCAAGAGAAAUGGGACCUCUCUUGAAGGAAACAGAUGUGCCUUGAGCCCUUCUCCAGACGGGCAGGAUGCCAGGCGGCCAAGGAGCAGGAACCCAUCCACCUGGACCGUGGAGGAUGUGGUCUGGUUCGUGAAAGACGCUGACCCACAGGCGCUGGGGCCGCACGUAGAGCUCUUCAGGAAGCAUGAGAUCGAUGGCAAUGCCCUCCUGCUGCUGAAGAGCGACGUGGUCAUGAAGUACUUGGGCCUGAAGCUGGGACCCGCGCUGAAGCUGUGCCACCACAUCGAGAAGCUGAAGCAGGCCAAGUUCUGAGGGUUUCAAAGCUGGAAGCAAACUCCAGGCGGCAGGUCUCACGGGCAUCUUCCGCCGUCCCCACACCAGCCGCCGUCGCGAGCAGAUUCUCUUCUUAAAACCGGCAGCCCAGCUCCUUGGGCUCUUAGGAAACUCGUGCACCGUCACCUCAAAACUCCCACCCGGCCCUUCAGAAAGGCUCGUCCACAUGAACGAUUUGCCAAAAACAAAUGACCAAAAAAAGCCUCCUCCUUUUCACAUUCCUGAUAGAUUGGUUGCUGGUGGAGUGGCUCCGCUUUUUUAAAACGAGAGAGCGGGACGGACGGCCAUCGCCCAAGGGGAACACCGGCCAGGGGCGUGGGGAGGCCGCCGCCCCGCAGGCUGUGCGCAGAGCCCCGCGUGGCGCCGUCUGCCCGGACUCGACCUGGGCCCCGGGCCCCGUGGGCCCCGCUUGCUCGGCUCUGGAAGCCGUCCUCUGAGGGUGAACGCCCCACCCUGCGCUAUCUGGAAAAACUUGAAUUCUUUUGCUCCCUGAAAGAGAGGAAAACAGUUCUUUUCCCUUCCGAGUUACCCGAAGUGCUGUGUUGUGCCACUAGGGGGCAGACUGCUAAUGAAAUUUCAGGACCGUCGCUCCCGGAACCGGGGAUUCGGGGCUCAGUGGAGGGUUCUGCGCCCAGGAUCCAGCCUGCACGGACACUGGGGAUGCUCCCACCGUCAGCACCACAGACGGCCGCUGGGGAAGAAACCGCCUUCUGGAGAGUUCUAGUUCUUAGCCAAUCCUUGCUGACUGCGGUGUGCAGACCCCAAAGGCAGGAGCUUGGAGGCACGUUCUUCCACAUGGGCUCGGGGUCCUUACGAGUGGCUGACGUGCUGGCGGGCCGAAGGGUCUUGGGGACAUCUCUUUAAAAAGGGGAAGGAAAAUGUCUCAGCUGAGCUUUGAAAUGGGAGCAUGUUGAUUGCUAGUUACAUUGCUGGGUUAUGUAGCUGUAUCUGUGGCUAAUUUUUCUGGUCCUCAACAAACAGACAUGCUAUGAUUGGAUUUAAUUCAAUUUGCAAAUGGGUUUUCCUUCCUCACUGUGGAGUAAUAGGAAAAAAUUGAUUUUCUACCCCUUUGCAGCUGUGUCCAGGGACGAACAACAGAUCCACAGUUGCAGAGGGCGGCCUGUCCCCAUUCUCCUUUUUAUCUGUGUCCACUCUUUGCUCUCUGUUUUUCUUCCUCUCUCAGGAGUAGGAAAAGCAUCUUUGCCAUGGGCACAUCCUCUUCCUUAGAAAACAUUGUGUGUUGGAGGUGAGGACGUGAACUAGACUUCAUGAUCCUUGGGUGGGUGAGGUCAGGGAAACUGGCCCAAAUGCAAAUUGGAAAAGGCACUGCCUUCCUCUGAGCAGGGGUCUUGGCCUGUGUGUGAAGAGGUGGGAUUUCAGCAUCCUUCCGUCUCAACCAGGUGCGACGUGAGCUCACAACCCUGAGGGCCACCCUGGGGAGAUAUGCAUAUUGAUCUUCUGUGAUCAGUUCGAACACAGAUGGAGUUCUAACAUUUAAGAAAUACUGCCUGCCCUGCUGUCAGACCCACGUGGAUGUAAAAGCACCUUAGCAAAAUCCUCUUUAGGCCCACAGAUGGUGGCUGGACUGACCGCAUGGCAGGGAAGGGAAGGAGCAGGGGGUCCUAAACCUGCCCAGGCAACUGAGCCAUUACCAGGUGGUGGAACAGGCUGAUGUGUGUGUUUGUGGCCCCUUAGGGAGCUGCCCUGAAUCAGGCCUUGGCACAGAGACGUCAAGGUUGGAAGUGAGAAACCGUGUCUCUCAGAGUGUGAUAAUUGCAUGUGCUCGCUGCUGGUAGAGAGUUAGGGAAUUGCCCUCAAAAAGCCACUGAUGGUUUAUGUACUCAGAACUGCCAGUGUGAAAACAGUGAAAAUCCCGGGUCAUCCCCUGUUGCUCCCUCCCCGGUUGGUGCUCAGUCGUCUGGGGCAUGUUGUGCCUCUCCCAUGAACACAUACCUUGUUUAGAGACUUCCGGACUUCCUCCCCACCCUCACGAGUGCCUCCCUCACUACAGCAACAUGGACAUUGGUGUCCCCAAAUUAAAAUCAUCCCCAAACAAUGUCAAAGAGAUACUUUGAGUAGUUUUCAGGAGAGAGAGAUUCUCCUGUCUCAAGUCUAGGGGAAAACUGGAUCAGGUUCACGUGAAACUGGCCCCUCUCUCAGAGGUGCUAUGUCGUUUUGCAUUAAACUUUAAGCAGGACAGAUUGCUAGAGCCAUGAUAUUUAAGGUUUAAAUUUUUUAAAAUCUCUUUGGUCUUCAAACGAAUGCUGCCAUGUCAGAGAAUAACCCAGUGAAGAAAUUCUUCAUUGCUUCUUUUUGCACUUAAAUGCAAUUAGCCACCCAAAUUAUUGUAGCAAUACUGCAAUGAUAAUUAAUUUUCACCCCUUUCAAAAAUCUUGUCAAACUAGGCAGCUAAAUAGCUUAGCAAAUGUAAAGCAUGCUAGGCCAUUUCCCCUAAACAGACCUUAACGAGUCAGGCAUGCGUAUCACUCUCCUCCAGAUGUGAGCUGAUCUGGGGGCUUCACACUUGUACGGAUUCGAUACUUGUGACUGUGUUGCAGUAGCUUCGCUUCAGGUUGUGGCGGAUAAUGGUAUAGCUUUGCAUAAUUCCAAAUUAAAGCGUGUGUGUGUGUGUGUGUGUGUGUGUGUGUGUGUGUGUGUUCACGUCCCAAACAUUUCCAGUUAUACCUGUCUGUUAACCAUUUUCUUACAAAAUUAGAGACAGCCUAUGGCAUUUGAAGUAUUUUACGAAGCACAUUAUUCUCUUUGUGAAGACUUUAGGUAAGAGACGUCGGGUGUGUGUGUGUUCCUGACACUGUUCUUGGAAGAGUGGGAGGAAGCGGCUGGAAGCAUGUCAGCGACUACAUUUGCUUGGUUUGAAAUGCCUCCCUGGCAUUGCAACAAGGGGGCUGAGACCCCCUAGGCUGUUACUGCCAGGUUUCCCUCUAAUGCCAACAGGCUGUGCCUUGGAGGCCACUGGGGACUGGUUCCGGGUUCCGGGCCUGGCCUCCUGGCGCUGACUGGACAUGCUGGGCAGGAAGCUGCCCCCCUGAGUGCCCACCAAGUGUACCCUGGGCUUCCAUCACCUCCCUUCAGCAGGAAAAAGGAGUGAAGAGCCCUUGAGGGCCAAAUACGAUGUUCAAAUGCCCUGGGAGGGAAUAGUGGCCAAGGCUGGCUUGCUUGAGAAGGAGACCAGUGAGGAAGGGAAGACAAAACUACCCAUUUCUUAAGAAAACACAAAGCAUCUCAUCUAACAGGCCUAACCCUUCAAGGAGCAGCGACCUAUUUUGUAUUUAUGUGCUUUGUGGAGUAUUUCUUAUUUCUUAAAAUUAAAUAUUAUUUUUUAAAUAA